UACAUGGAAUCCUUGUAAACAGGUUUACUGCGGACGGGACAGAACGCCCUGGUGCCACACACGCAAUGCUUGUGAGCUUAAAUUCGUAACAAUACCAGUAACAGACAGUAUACAUGUCGUAGCGAGCGAAGAUAAUUCAGUGGAGAUGGUUGGUUGGGGAUAUUUUCGUCAACACUGACAGCCAUUGUGAAUCGAUGCUGUUAGUCCCUUUCCAAUAGUGUGUCGUAACUUAACGUGAUGGCAACAGUCUCCAUACGUCAGCCUGUGUUACCAUGGUUACCUCUUUUGUCUGUAGCAAUAUGGCUGCUACACAUUGACACAGUGGAUGCAAUCGGCUGUUUUGUCUGUUCCUCGAUAAAUAACAGCGAGCCAGAGUGUGAGGACACAUUUAACAACACAGGGAAAUUCUACGUGGAUGAUUGCUGGUCCAGGCGCCAGAAACGUGUUGGUCUUUUUCCUGGCACUCAGUGUAUCAAGAUGACAGCAGAAAAUCCGGAAGACCACACCACAUACGUAGUACGGAACUGUGUUGUGGACAAUGGAGGUCUGACAUCUGAGACAGAGAUUGGCAGACAGGAUCACUGUGGCUGGCUGAGAGAGAUGGAGUAUGACAACAAGAAAGUCCACGGCUGCAUUGUCACCUGCGAGUCAAAUGGCUGUAACAGUGGGGAGAGGGUACGAGCAACACUUCACGUUACAUUUGUGGGUCUUCUCUCCCCAUUACUCCUCGUGCUUUACUCACGCUGGUAACAUCACUGUGCCCUUCUGUGUGGAAGUGCCAUACCUCCUCACAUCAUCUACGGGCCAGACACUGUACAAGUGAUGACCCAUCACCUCUGCGAUAACACAUUUAAACAUUGACACAAUGUGAGCAGGAAUGAUCUUGCGUCCAGUAUCAUGUCAGUCUGCCAUGAAGGUCAGUAUCCAUUAUAAGAUGUAUGUGCAUAUGUUCAUGUCAUCAACCAGGACUGCUUUAACACUAAGAACAAAGAUGGGUUCAUGCAGGCAGAAACACGAGACAUUCUUCAAGAAAGGCGUGAUCAUCAAAGCCUGAUGGAGUGCAUGUGACAACAACUCAGUGUUAAGCAAAGCCCACACAUCCUUAUAAAAGUGUGAGAAGGAAAAUUUGCUGUUUUUCUUGAAGGAGCAAAGAAAGAGUCAGAGACCUCAG
Liolophura sinensis is the source of this 1171-nucleotide messenger RNA. RefSeq lists its product as uncharacterized. NCBI's taxonomy places the organism in Eukaryota, Metazoa, Mollusca, Polyplacophora, Chitonida, Chitonidae. The coding region runs from base 238 to 750 and encodes 170 amino acids. The record is from RefSeq and is a predicted model, not a curated record. The transcript is spliced from 4 exons.